GAAAAACAAACAGAUUUUUGUUGUAGGAGUACUAUAAUAAAACAGUUUUUUGGCGGAUAAAGCGAAAGAAUUUUUCUUAGUGAACAAAAGAGAAUUUUCGGGAUGAGCACGAUAAAUAUACGGGGUGUUGCCGUGGAAUUCCCCUUCGAACCGUACGAGUUACAGAGAGAAUACAUGGACAAGGUGAUUGAAUGCCUGCAAAACGAAACAAAUGGCGUUAUGGAGUCGCCCACUGGGACCGGCAAGACCCUGUCGUUGCUGUGCUCGACUUUGGGCUGGUUGCAGGUGAAGAAAGCGCAAAUUCAGGCGCAGAGAAUAAACGGCAUUGUGGAAGAGGAGAAGCAGGGUUUUAUGGGGAAUCUGCUGAAAGAACUGACUGGAAAAGUGGAUAAAGGGACGGUAAAUAACGCAGAUAACAGCGGACGGGCCUUCAUGGGCUUACCGACCAUCAUAUAUGCCUCAAGAACACAUACUCAGUUAUCACAGGCAAUUAAUGAACUUAAGCGAAGUGCAUACAAGCACAUGAAGGCUUACCCAUAUGUGCCGUUUGAAAGUGAAAACGCGCAGUUGCCAUUUUCACAACCACUUGGAAUGUAUAAAAAAAGACCCUGCCAUCUCAGAGAGUCCGGUGAUGGACAUAGAAGACCUGGUAAAACUGGGCAAUCUACACAAAUUCUGUCUGUAUUACAUGGCUUGGGAAAUCCAAAAGUCCUUUUGGAUUGCCUUCUGAGGCAGAUAUCAUCUUCAUGCCCUACAACUAUCUGUUGGACCCCACGGUCAGAAAAAGCACUUGGACCCAUCAGCAAGGAGGCCUCCUUGGAACAUUUGCAGAACGAGGGCGAACGCGUUCUGUUGGACAAGCAAAAGAACGGAUUGCAACCACAUUUUCCUCAAUUUCAUGCCCACGGUUAUCAUGGAUCCCGCCAAAAUCGAGGAGGCACGUUACGGUCCAAGAUUGUGGAAACUAAGAGUUCUUCAGGCGGAAAUCAAGAUGAUAAUUCGACCAUCGCCGAACGCCGAGAUUUCCACCAUCAGGUUGUGCCUGGCCAACGAUACCGGACAUCAACAUGUAGUACAUGCCCGGCGCUUGAGGUUGUUCACUCCGGAAUACCCGGAGGGCAGGGACCGCCAACGACGUCACCUACUUCAUCGGUUUCUUUGGACCCAGGGAGGACAAAAUGUUCGGAUUGUCGUCGGAGAUGGAGCGCGACCUCAAAAUACAUUUCGGCCAAUUCCGGCGCUAGAAUCGACCUCGCCGAAGAGGUCAAAGUUGUCUUUAAGAUCCAGUCCAGAUUGAAUGCUGUAUGUACUGUAAUUUGGACAGGUCAUUCAGAUCAAAAGAUCAAAACUGGAUCAUGUUUGAAUGCAAAGGUCGCAGACGCCGGGUCUGGGUUCAACCAAGGGGAUGAUGCUUAA
Molecule: messenger RNA, 1416 nt
Organism: Brassicogethes aeneus
Lineage: Eukaryota; Metazoa; Arthropoda; Insecta; Coleoptera; Nitidulidae
Source: the annotation of a GenBank genome assembly